AUGGCGCGGAGUGCGGAGGGCGCCGCGCUGCUUCUCCUGGUAAGUGCGGGCAGCGGGGACGCGGCGCCCCGGGCGGGCGAGGGCGCGGGCGCGGGCGGGCGCCGGGCUCGUGCCCUGACCUGUCCGCCUGCGCCUGAGCGGAGCCCGGCGCCGGGCGCUCCUUCUUUGUGCCCCGAGGUGGGGAAGGGCUGGGCAGGCUGUGGCGAGCCCGAACCUCGAGGCUUCGGAAAAGUCGCUGGAUCUCCGCGGGCGUGUGGGAAACCGCCUGAAGUUCUGCUUUGCUGGCCGCCUCACGCCGGCCCUAGCGCCUCUUCUGGCUGUGGUCCGUGGGUGUCGUGGUUCCGGAGCACCUUUCCUGGAGAUCCGGGCUUUGUUUGCAGUCUUCUCCCUCGGACGGGCAACACGGACGCAGGGGAGACAGCGGCCGUGCCUUCGUGCGGGUUCGGGCGGUUCUCCGCCGUCCGGGCCGCGUCAAUCUUCUUUAACUUUGGAAAUGGACUCCAUUUAGAGGUCUUAAACCCAGGAAAUGAACAUACUCUGCUUCCUAAACACACUCACUUAGUGCGGCAAAAGCGGUCCUGGAUCACCACCCCUGUGGUUCUUCGGGAAGGAGAGGAUCUGUCCAAAAGGAAUCCGAUCGCCAAGAUACAUUCUGAUCUUGCAGAAGAAAGAGGACUAAAAGUUACAUACAGAUACACUGGAAAAGGGAUCACAGAGUCACCGUUGGGCGUGUUUGUCUUUAAUAAAAACACAGGAGAAUUGAACAUCACCAGGAUUCUUGAUCGAGAAGAAACACCAAGUUUUCUGCUAGUUGGUUAUGCUUUGGAUGAAAGAGGAAACAGUCUUGAGAAACCAUUAGAACUCCGCAUUAAAGUUCUUGAUAUCAAUGACAACGAGCCAGUGUUCACACAGGACGUCUUCGCUGGGUCUAUUGAAGAGUUGAGUGCUGCAGAUACCCUUGUGAUGAAAAUCAGUGCAACAGAUGCAGAUGAGCCCAAUACUCCGAAUUCUAAAAUUUCCUACAGAAUUGUAUCUCAGGAGCCUGCUUAUCCUCCAGUGUUCUACUUAAAUAAAGACACAGGGGAGAUUUAUACAACCAGUUUUACUUUGGACAGAGAGGAACACAGCAGCUAUACUUUGAUAGUGGAAGCAAGAGACGGCAAUGGACAAAUAACAGAUAAACCAGUAAAUCAAGCUCAAGUUCAGAUUCGUAUUUUGGAUGUCAAUGACAACAUACCUAUAGUCAAAAAUGAAAUGACUGAAAUGCUAAUUGAAGAAAAUCAAGCCAAUGUAACAGUGAUGCACAUAGACGUGUUUGAUGCAGAUGAAAUAGGCUCUGAUAAUUGGUUAGCAAAUUUUACGUUCGUGUCAGGAAAUGAAAUGGGUUAUUUCCACAUAGAAACUGACACUCAAACUAAUAAAGGAAUUGUGACUCUUAUUAAAGAAGUAGAUUAUGAAGAAAUAAAGAAUCUUGAUUUCAGCAUUACUGUCACCAACAGAGCAGCUUUUCACAAAUCAGUUAAGGAUAAAUAUAAGCCUACAUCCUUUCCCUUCAAAGUAAAGGUGAAAAAUGUGAAAGAAGGCAUUCAUUUUAGAAGUAGCACAAUCUCCGUUCAUGUUAGCGAGAGCAUGGAUAAGUCCAGCCAAGGCCAAAUAAUUGGAAAAUUUCAAGCUUUUGACGAAGACACUGGACAAGUAGCUCAUGUAAGAUAUGAAAAAUUGGAAGAUAGAGACAACUGGAUCUCUGUGAAUCCUGCUACAUCUGAAAUUAAACUUGUAAAAAUUCCUGAUUUUGAAUCCAGAUAUGUUCAAAAUGGUACAUACACUGCAAAGAUUUUGGCAGUAUCUGAAAGUUAUCCAAGAAAAACCAUCACUGGCACCAUUGCUAUCACAGUGGAGGACAUCAAUGACCACUGUCCCACACUGGUCGACCCAGUGCAGACUGUCUGUGACAACGUGCCGUACGUGAAUGUGACCGCAGAGGACUUGGAUGGGUCCCAAAACAGUGGGCCUUUCAGUUUCUCCAUCAUCGACAAACCGGCUGGAAUGGCAGAAAAAUGGCAAAUAGUACACCAAGAAAGCACCAGUGUGCUUCUGCAACACAAGGAACUAAAGCCUGGAAGACGUGAAAUUCAGUUUCUGAUUUCGGAUAGUCAGGGCCUCAGUUGCCCUGAAAAGCAAGUGCUUCAACUCACCAUCUGUAAGUGUCUGGAAGGCGGCGGUUGCGUGGAACGCCUGCAGGACUCCUACGUUGGCCUGGGACCCGCAGCCAUUGCGCUAAUAAUUCUUGCCCUUCUGCUCUUGCUACUUGUACCACUUUUAUUGCUGAUGUGCCAAUGUGGAGAAGGCGCCAAAGGCUUCACCCCGAUUCCUGGCACGAUAGAGAUGCUGCACCCUUGGAAUAACGAAGGGGCGCCACCUGAAGACAAGGUGGUGCCUUUGCAUGUGGCAGCAGAUCAUGGAGAGAAUGUAGGAGCAGACAUGAGAGUGGGAGGUAUAAUGACCAAGGAAACCACAAAAGAAAGUAGGUCUGCCUUCCCCAAAGGGUAUCCUGAGGUGACUGAGGUGGAUGGAAGAUGGGAAGAACACAGAAGCCUGAUUUCUGGUCAAGUGACCGAAGGGACAGGGACAACAGGAGCCAACAUAGGUGCUGAUGGGACAAGGAUCAUGAAAGUCCCAGGAUCUUCCAGAGAUCUGGUCGGAGCUCAAGCAGCUGCUGUUCUGGUCAAUGAAGAAUUCUUAAGAAGUUAUUUCACUGAGAAAGCUGCCUCUUACACUGACGAAGACGACAUUCACACAGGCAAAGAUUGCCUUCUGAUUUAUUCUCAGGAAGACACUGAGUCUCUCCAUGGUUCCAUUGGCUGCUGCAGUUUUAUUGAAGGAGAACUCGAUGAUCAUUUUCUAGAUGAUUUAGGGUUUAAAUUCAGGACACUAGCUGAAAUUUGCUUGGGUCAAAAAAUAGAUAUGGAUGGGGAAAUUGAGCCAAGGCAAAAACCUGUGGGAGCAUCAAGUAUGAAGGCAACUUCCCAUUCAUUCAGUGAGCAAACCAGGAUUAAUUCGGAGAAUGCCUACUUCACUGGUAGUAGCUUUCAAGUUCCAAAACCUUUGCCUGAAGCAAACACAGAGAAAGUAACUCAGGAGAUAGUCACCAAAAGUUCUCAAUCUUCCAGGCAGAGUCAGAAGGUAGCUACAUGGCUCCCUGAUCCACUGGCUUCUGGUAACGUUGUAGUAACAGAAACUUCUUAUGCCGCAAGCUCCACGAUGCCGCCAAGCACUGUGAUCCUGGGUCCUGGCCAGUCCCAGGCCCUUAUUGUGACCGAGCGGGUGUACGCGCCAGCCCCUCCCUUGGUAGAGGAGCAGUAUGCUAAUGACGGUAGUGUCGUGGUUACCGAGAGAAUCAUGCAGCCCAACGGGGGCCUGCCUGGUUCUCUGGAAGGCGCUCAGCCUCUGCUAGAUGCGCAUUAUGUUAUGGUGAGGGAGAGAGAGCGCUUCCUGGCCCCCAGCUCGGGGCUGCCGUCCCCUCUGGCCGUGCCCGCUGCAGCAGCAGGAGGGGACAUGACAGUGACAGAAAGGGUGCAAACCUCUGCCUCCGGUUACCGAUUUCCUACUGAAACCUCACGGAUGGCCAGAAAGACAGAGGUUUCUGGAGCCGCGGUCCAUGGCCCCCUGCCAAAUUUCAGUUUAGAGGAGUCUGGUCAUUCUAUUUCUACUCGUACCAGAGUCUCCAAGCACAGCAUUGUACAGCAUUCUUACUCCUAAAUCGUAGUCCUCCAGAGUCUGACCCAGGGUCCCAUUUCAUGUGUUCAAUGGGCCAGUCUUUUGAUGAGCCUGUAGACUUAAGAGACAUACACAUUGGGCUUAAAACACUGCUCCAUCACUA
Enhydra lutris kenyoni (northern sea otter) is the source of this 3880-nucleotide messenger RNA. Its product is annotated as desmoglein 2. The coding region runs from base 1 to 3759 and encodes 1252 amino acids. The transcript has 15 exons. Gene Ontology annotation, biological process: homophilic cell-cell adhesion. Gene Ontology annotation, molecular function: calcium ion binding. Gene Ontology annotation, cellular component: plasma membrane; desmosome. The record is from RefSeq and is a predicted model, not a curated record. Lineage: Eukaryota; Metazoa; Chordata; Mammalia; Carnivora; Mustelidae.